GGGGGGUGGUGGGGGCUGGGUUGGUGACAAUGAUGGUUUUUGAGAAGUGGAUCGUGCUGGAUUUGGUGUGAGGAUGGACAAAUCUUGUGUUAUGGAAGGUGAGGUUUUGAACUUCGUCGUCGUCGGUAGUUCAUUGCCUCAUUCCUCUGCCAUCGAAUGCCGAUUGCGUGUGGAAUCGGCAUUCGAUUCCUUUUGCAUUGCCUCCGAAGCGUUCUCUGAGCGGAGUCGUCGUUGUCUGAUUUCAGCCAAGGUCGAUCAACGACGAUUUCCUUGAUAAUAGUUUAUAAAAGAAAAAAAAGAAAAAAUAUACAAACACAAAAAAGAAAAAAUAUAUAUAUAUUAUAAUUGACCCACAAACAAUUUUCAGAAGGAAACGUUUCGAUAUUCUUCCAUUGUCCUUUCUUCUGGUUGCUGUUUGGUUCUUGGCAGAAAAUGAAUACAGGCAGUGGCUUGGCAUUGCAAGAAAUUAAUGGAAUGCUAGCAGAAAAGGAGCCUCCCGAUGGGAACAUGAAGAUUGUAGAGAAAGAUCCAUGUAGUAGAUAUGUGCGGGUAUAUAUUACGAUAUGCAUUAUGCAUUAUUAUUAUUAUUAUUUACAAUGAAAUCUUGGGCAAGGGUGCUUUCAAGACCGUUUAUAGGGCAUUUGAUGAGGUUGAUGGAAUAGAAGUUGCUUGGAAUCAAGUGAGAAUCGAUGUUGUGUUGCAGUCACCAGGAGAUUUGGAGAAGUUAUAUUCUGAAGUUCAUCUACUGAAAUCAUUGAAACAUGAGAAUAUAAUUAAGUUAUAUAGUUCCUGGGUGGAUGAUAAGCAGAAAACUGUUAACAUGAUUACCGAGCUUUUCACAUCUGGAAGUCUAAGGCAGUAUCGUAAGAGGCAUAAAAAUGUUGACAUGAAGGCCAUAAAGAACUGGGCUAGACAAAUUCUCCAGGGUUUGGUCUAUCUUCACAGUCAUUCUCCGCCUAUUAUUCAUCGAGAUUUAAAAUGUGACAAUAUUUUUGUUAAUGGAAAUCAUGGAGAAGUUAAAAUUGGAGACCUCGGAUUGGCAACUGUUAUGCAGCAGCCUACUGCUCGAAGCGUUAUUGGGACUCCUGAAUUUAUGGCCCCUGAGCUCUAUGAGGAGGAAUAUAAUGAACUCGUUGAUGUCUAUUCAUUUGGACUGUGCGUGUUAGAGAUGGUUACUUUCGAGUACCCGUACAGUGAAUGCAAAAACCCAGCUCAAAUCUAUAAGAAGGUUAUCUCGGGCAUUAAGCCUGCUGCUCUUGGUAACGUGAGUGACCCCCUAAUUAAGCAGUUUAUUGAGAAAUGUUUGGUUCCAGCUUCUGGGAGGUUAUCAGCAAAGGAGCUUCUCAAAGACCCAUUCCUUCAAGUUGUGAAUCCAAAGGAACCAAUCCGUGAUCCCUUACAGUUACCUAACCGAAGUCUGAAAGCAAUAAAUUUACUGAAGUCUGGACCUCUUUCCAUGGACAUAGAUUCUGACCAUAAGCAGCUAUCUUUAAGCGCAGGAAGCCGCACUGGGAGUCCACCCUGUCCAGUUCUAGAAUUUGAAAGAACAAACAAGAACAAUGAAUUUAGGUUAAAAGGGAAGAAAAAUGAUGACCACACAGUAUCAUUGACCUUGCGAAUUGCUGACUCGUCUGGUCGGGUUAGGAAUAUACAUUUUCUAUUCUAUCUGGAUACUGAUACUGCAAUGUCAGUUGCGGGUGAGAUGGUUGAACAACUUGAAUUAGCUGAUCAUGAUGUGGCCUUCAUAGCCGAGUUGAUUGAUUACCUGAUAAUGAGACUUUUACCUGGUUGGAAACCCUCAUCUGAUUGUUCCUCAAGUGGAGUGAUUAGUCCUUGUCAUGGUUCUCCAGUACUUGGAGAUGAAAAAACCUCAAUGAUAUACCCUUGGGAUUCAGUGCUCUCUAGUGUUCCUGCUGGGUUGGUGGUAGAGCAAGAUGUUUUGUCUGGGUUAGUUCCUCAAGAUGGUCUUGGACCACCUGAGGUAGGUAUCCUGUUUAAUAAUCCUGAUGGUGCAUCUCCAAAUCUAGCUAGAUUCUUUGAUGAACAUUCACAAACAUCAGUUGUCUCCGAGGUUAUGGUUGAUGAUACUUUCACAAAAAACGAUAUAGCAGAUGAAUAUGCUAAUUGCGAUACCAAUGGAAUCUGUAAAGGCUUAAGUUGGUCUGCCGCUGAACCAGUGCCGAGGGAUUCAUACUUUGAUGAUUCAAAAUUACAAGAAAAUGCUAGCAAUGCUGAAGAAUACACCUUAUUGAAGAAUUUUACAAAGAACUUGGGUUUGUUGUUGCCUGAUCAGUGCAGAGUAUCUAAUGUUAUGAGCCUGACAAGCAGCUGUUCAUCAUUAUGCCUAGCAGACAGAGAUCAGGAUGUUGAGUUAAAUUUGGAACUUAAUGCUAUCGAGGCGCAAUAUGAACAUUGGUUUCAAGAGCUUUCUAGGAGGAGGGAGGAAGCAUUGGAGACAACCAGAAAGAGAUUUACGGAAAAGAAGUCGGUUGUUCAUUGACUAAGAGCAUAUUUAGCCCCUUGUUUCUCUUGUUCAGCUUAUUACAUUGUUAUGAAUGCCACUUGUUGACAAUUUUAUUGAAAGAGUUGUCGCAAGCUGACGUUCAUGUCGGAUGCGACUCUUCUUUGUUUCUCCUUUUCCAACCAAAGUCGGGAUCUUUUCUAUGCGCCAAAAUUUUGUGCCAUGGGAAGUAGUUUCCAUUCUACUGGAUGUGAAUAUGAAUUUCCAAAUUUGCCAUUGCCA
Messenger RNA from Ziziphus jujuba (common jujube), 2743 nucleotides. RefSeq names its product probable serine/threonine-protein kinase WNK6. Gene Ontology annotation, cellular component: cytoplasm. The transcript has 7 exons. NCBI's taxonomy places the organism in Eukaryota, Viridiplantae, Streptophyta, Magnoliopsida, Rosales, Rhamnaceae. Gene Ontology annotation, molecular function: ATP binding; protein serine/threonine kinase activity. Gene Ontology annotation, biological process: intracellular signal transduction; protein phosphorylation. Bases 542 to 2500 code for a protein of 652 amino acids. The record is from RefSeq and is a predicted model, not a curated record.